This is a messenger RNA of Nematocida homosporus, 480 nucleotides long. Its product is annotated as large subunit ribosomal protein L24e. The transcript has a single exon. Gene Ontology annotation, cellular component: nucleolus. NCBI's taxonomy places the organism in Eukaryota, Fungi, Microsporidia. The record is from RefSeq and is a predicted model, not a curated record. Gene Ontology annotation, biological process: ribosomal large subunit biogenesis. The coding region runs from base 1 to 480 and encodes 159 amino acids.
AUGAGAAUUGAGAAAUGUUACUUUUGUUCUGGUAGUAUAUAUCCAGGCCACGGAUCAAUGUUUGUUAGGAACGAUGGGGCUGAAUUUCGGUUUUGUCGAUCUAAAUGCACUAAAAACUUCAAGUUGAAGCGAAAUCCUCGAAAUGUCGCUUGGACUAAGACUUAUCGUAAAGUUCGUGGCAAAGACUUGGUUAACGAUACUUCACAAGCCUUUGAACAUCGUAAUAAUGAGCCUUUGAUCUAUAACAAAGAGAUAUACGAGAAGGUUAUUCAAAGUAUGCCAAAGAUAUCUUCUAUUAGACACCAACGAGAAGCCUUCCAUAUUAAGAACCGAAUUCUUAGUGAGCAAGAGAAGCAGGUGGAGAAAGAGCGAGUUUUUAUUAUCAAGAAUGUCGAUGCCUUAACUGCCGAAGAACGACGAUUGCAAACUCUGGAAAGAAAGCGAAAGAUCCGCGAAGCCCUCAAAUUACCAUUUGAGUAA